GUUCCAACAAAAACAGAGAGACCAUGGUCAAGGCGUCUUCUUCGGAACCCUCCGCCCAAGAGACGGCCACUAGAAUCAAGUCUCUUUUGAAGGAAAUAUCCAAGGAUGAACGCGCCGAUGCAGCCCGUCUGGAUGAAUUGCGGCAAAUCUUGGCCAGCUUGAUCCAACAGGGCGACUUGUCGUUUUCGAAGACACACAAGAAAACAUCGUCAAACAAGAAGAAAUCCUCGUCUGCUACGGAUAAAUGGAAUGGCUGGCUCCAAAAGCAGCAUCAACAGACCGUCACCCAAUUGACCAGUCGGAUUGAAAAGGGGCGACGCACGGCUGUGAGAACCUUGUGGGGAUUAAUGGCGGCUUCUCCCACUGUCACGCCUAAAGGACAACAUGUCCAUUUGCAGGAAGAACUCUUGGGUGCGUGGUUAGCGGCCGUGGUUCAAAUGCCGGUGGAUGUCCGUCAGGACAAACCGCUCAAGCAUUUGAUUGAAGCCGAAUGGAUGCAACGAGAUGUUCAGUACUACGCACUGAGGUGUAUUGCGCAGUGGGCCACGGACAUGUACAAAACAACAAAAGGCAACAAACAGCAGGAAGGCUCCUUGGAACAAGCGGAUCGCAUGCUGUACAUUUUGAUGAUGAUUCCCUUUCCCACGACCCAAAGCGCAUUGGAUAUGCCAGGCAACAAGCAUUUGUUUCCUCCUCCGGAAUCGUCUUCUUCCAGUAAGAAUAAUGAGAAGGAGCAGUCCUACGAAGAUGCCUCGGAUGACGAAGACAGCCAAGAGGAACAAGGCAACAAUAGCAGUGACGAGGAAGAAGAUGCCGAAGAUUCUGAUGACGACAAAGAAAAAGAACUUCCUCCCAAAAAGAAACAACGACACGCACCCAAAUACUUUGCCUAUCAAGAUGUCAAAUAUCAUAAAAAGGCGUUGGCCAAGGCUUGGAUGGCCAUUCUGCGGUUGCCUCUCUCCACGGCUAGUCUGAAGAAGGCACUCCCGUAUCUGUCACAGCAUGUACUGCCAAAAAUCCAACAACCGCUUCGGUUUGCUGAUCUAUUCAUCAAGGCAUACAGAGGUGCCACUGGAAGUGAUGACACUACUCCCAACAAAACUGCCAGUGGUAGGCAUCAACAUGCCAACACUAUCAUUCCCCUCUUGGCGUUGGAUGGAUUGUUUUAUUUGAUGACGCAACAUCAGUUGGAGUACCCGCACUUUUACACGCAACUCUACGCCAUUCUCAAGCCAAAAUUAUUCUAUGUCAAAUACCGCGCACGAUUCUUUGCCUUGCUGCAAAAAUGUCUUCUUCGGAAUGAAAUGCUACCAGCCCACUUGGUGGCAGCCUUUUUGAAACGCAUGUUACAGUGUGCCCUUCAAGUGCCACCGCCGGGCGCACUCUUUGUCUUGGCCCUCUGUUCCAAUCUACUGCGACAACACGAAGAAUGUGCUGCCUUGAUUCAUCGCAACAGCACUCAGACCAGUAGCACCACCAAAGACCCCUACAAUGCCGACACGGACGAUCCCGUCCAAUCGCAUGCCCUGCAAUCAUCCUUGUGGGAACUACACGCGUUGGAGCAGCACUAUCUGCCAGCUGUGAGUACGUUGGCAGCAUCCAUUGGACGAGAAGAUUUCAAAUCACCCAUGUUGCAGUUGGAUGAAAUGGCACAGCAUUCGUACGCAUCACUCAUUGCACAAGAACGCAACCGGCGCAAAAAUAGCAAAGGCAACAAGAGCAACCACAAGAAUACACCCGUGACAUUUACCAAACCGGCAUCUCUCUUUUGCUCCAGUGACAUUUUUGCAGGGAUUCUCCAUGUUCCAGAGGCAGCAACAACGGAAGGAACUAAUAGUACUUGAGAGACCUUUUUUUGUUCAUUGAGGUAUCCUUUUUAUUGUCUCUCGUACUAUGGCUGCUACGUUUACUAUCCUCGUU
This is a messenger RNA of Seminavis robusta, 1920 nucleotides long. The record is from the annotation of a GenBank genome assembly. NCBI's taxonomy places the organism in Eukaryota, Bacillariophyta, Bacillariophyceae, Naviculales, Naviculaceae.